AUGGCUGACUUCAAAGAUCACUACGAGGUGGUCAUCUGCGGUGGAGGGCCGGUGGGCUUGUUGACGGCCUACGGCCUGCAACGUAUGGGUAUCGAAACCUGUGUCAUUGAACGACUCGAAAAGCACAAGCUGCCCAUGUACGGCCGCGCGUGUACAAUGCUCCCCCGCACCUUGGAAAUGCUCGACCAGUACGACCUUCUCACGCGCCUCAAUCAAGUGGGCUUCGUGUCCAGGAGUGCCGUCAAUUAUGAUAAGGACGGGAAUAGAGACAGCAGGCGGGGUAUGCGGCAUGUCUUUGACGCCAUGCAAGGGCAUACCUUUGUGGAUUAUAUGCUCAACAUCCGAUUGAAAUACACGGAGGACAUUGUGAAGGAGGAGUACGAGAGAAUUGGUGGAAUCGUGGCCGGGGGAUGGGAGGUGGUGAAUUUGACCAUACCGACGGACCACACCGAUCCUGAGAACACUCACGCACGUCCUGUCAAGAUUGAGGUAAAGAAUGCUAAUACUUCAGAGACGCGGACACUUGCUGGAGAGUACCUCGUUGGGGCCGACGGUUCCCGCUCCAUUGUCCGCCACCUCUCCGGCAUCUCGUCGACAACAGACAGCACAGCCCUCCGCUGGGUGCGCAUCGACGGGGUCGUGGAGACGGACAUGCCAGACUCCCGGGAAGGCUUUGCGACUCUGGAAUCGCCCACGCACGGCAACGUGCUGUGGGCGGCUCUAGACCACGGCCGUUCGAGGGUGGGAUUCGCGCUUUCGCGGGAAAUGAUGGCGAGAUAUGGCGAGACCAUGACACAGGGACAGGCUGUCGAGGAAGCGAAACUGGCUCUCCGGCCGUUUGCUCUCGAGUUCAAGUGCGUGGAUUGGUAUACUGUAUACAAGUCUUUUUCUUGGUAUGGGCAUUGGAUCGCGGGCUGGUAUCUACACAACGCUGACCCGGAGACCACCAAACCAAACAGCGUGCGACACUCCGUGGCCGACACCUUCGUGAAGAACCGGAUCUUCCUCGCCGGCGACGCCUGCCACAGCCACUCGUCGGGGACCGCGCAGGGCAUGAACACGGGCGUCCACGACGCCUUCAACCUGGCGUGGAAGCUUGCCGGGGUACUGAAGGGGUGGUAUCGCGCCUCGAUUUUGGAGACAUACGACAGCGAACGGCGGCCCGUCGCCCAGCACCUGAUCCAGCUGGACAAGAUCUUCUCGGCCCUGAUCUCUGGGACUGUGCCCGAGGAGCUGGCCGUCGCGGGGGGACUCUCGUCGACGGACCCGAGCGUGCUGUUCACCAAGGCGCUGGAAGAGAACGUCCAAUUCAACAUCGGGCUGGGCAUCCGGUACGGCGAGAACACGCUGAACGUGGCCACGAAGUCGGCCUCGGUGCCCUGUGGCUGGCGCGCGCCCGACGUCCUGGUCCACGCGCCCGGCGCGAGGAUCCCCACGAGGCUGCAUACGGUGAUGAAGAACGUGGGUCUGUUCUGGGUGCUCGUGUUUGCCGGCGAGCCGGCUUUGACCGGUCAGAAAGUGAAGGCGCUGAGAGGAUAUAUCGACGGCGACGGCAUGAAGCGCGUUCUCACCAGGCGCCGCCACCGCCGCCGCGGCGAUGGCGCUGCCGUCGUUGCCGCGAACGACUCCAAAGGCCAAGGCGAAGCCGAAUGCGACAGAGUGCGCCUCGUGACCAUCAUCGCCGGGAACAAACCCCAGGCCGACGAGGCGCUGGGCGCGGCCCGGUUCGGCGAUGCAUACUACGACCACGACUCGAUGGCGCACGCACGGUAUGGGGCCAGCGUGGGCAGCGGCGCCGUGGUCGUGGUCCGCCCGGACGGCAUCGUGGGCUUUGCGGCGCCGCUGGACUGCGGGCCCGAUCUGGGUGCGUACUUUGCGAGGUUCCUGACGUAG
This is a messenger RNA of Cladophialophora bantiana CBS 173.52, 1893 nucleotides long. RefSeq lists its product as uncharacterized. The transcript is spliced from 4 exons. Bases 1 to 1893 code for a protein of 630 amino acids. Gene Ontology annotation, molecular function: FAD binding. NCBI's taxonomy places the organism in Eukaryota, Fungi, Ascomycota, Eurotiomycetes, Chaetothyriales, Herpotrichiellaceae. The record is from RefSeq and is a predicted model, not a curated record.